This is a messenger RNA of Thecamonas trahens ATCC 50062, 1047 nucleotides long. RefSeq lists its product as uncharacterized. The coding region runs from base 1 to 1047 and encodes 348 amino acids. The record is from RefSeq and is a predicted model, not a curated record. The transcript has 2 exons. Lineage: Eukaryota; Apusomonadida; Apusomonadidae.
AUGGCAAACAGCGAGGCGCCUGCUUCGCCGGUCACGCCGGUUACGCCGGUCAAGCACGCCGUGAAUGGACUGUGGAGCGAGACAGCUCGCCUGCAGGAGCAGAUCCAGAAGAACUACGCCACAACCACCCAGCUGCUGGCCCGCGCAAACAAGCUCAAGGAGCGCAUCGUCCGCCAGCGCCAGGAGAACCAGCAUGCCUUGCACCUCAUCGACUCGCCGUUGCGGCCUUCGCCCACGCCCGCGCCCGAGUCCGUCUCGUCCGCCACCACUCCCGCCGAGACCAUUGCUACGGCUCCCGCUGACGCCUCCCCUGUGUUCGAGACGCCGACAAAGGCGGCCGCCAAGGCGGCGACAACGACGGCGUCGGCCGGGACACAGACGCCGCCGCCGGCGCAGACACAGCCCGCAAGCCCGCCACAGGACGUUGCUGCCGAGGUCGACAAGCCGGCGCGGGGCGACGAGGCUGCGGACGACGAGGGCCUUGGCCAUGACGCCGACCGCUCCAUCUCGGUCGAGGACUUUACCGAUGCGCAGGCCGUGUACGAGGCCGCGCUGGAGCAGCGCGACGGCAUGAUCACCCAGCUCGAGUCGGACAACGUUGCCCUGCAGCGGACCCUCAAAGAGUAUGAGGAGGCACUGGAGGAGAUUAUGGACAUGCACCGCAACCAGGUCUCUGUCCUCCAGACCAAGCGCGAGGAGGCCAUCGCUGCUCUCUCCGAGGACCUGGCCCUCGAGCGCGCGCGCAACGCACAGCUCUCCGACAAGUCGCUCGCCCUCGAGCAGCAGGUUGAGCAGAUGGCCGCCGUCAUGCGCCAGGCCGCCGACAUGGAGGAGGCUGCCGAGCUCGAGGCCUCAGUCCGCCAGUCGGCCCUCGAGCGCGAGAACGCACAGCUCCGCGAGCUCAUCUCGGCCUAUGACAACGAGCUCGACGUCGAGUUUGAGGAUGACGUCGUCGAGGCUCUCGCCAACGACGACCUGCUCGCCGCCUACGACGAGCCUGCAGACUCGCUGCAACUCGCUGCCGACGACCAGCCAGCUGCCGAGUAA